AUGGAAUCUUUCGACGUCGAACAAAUUAUCGACAAACUUCGUGUCAAAGAGAAAGUACAAUUGCUAUCAUUAAAGGAUUUCUGGCACACAUACAAUGUUGAUAGACUUGAAAUACCUUCGGUGAGAUUGAGCGAUGGCCCAAAUGGCGUUCGGGGAACUAAAUUUUUUAGAUCUGUUCCUUCUGCUUGCUUCAGUUCGGGGACAGCAUUGGCUGCAACCUUCAAUGAGGAAUUGCUCGAGGAUCUGGGAAAACUCAUGGCCAAGGAAGCUCAUCAUAAAGGUGCCCAUGUGAUUCUUGGCCCCACGUGCAACAUUGCCAGGGGUCCCUUAGGUGGCCGGGGAUUUGAAUCUUUCAGUGAAGAUCCAUAUCUUUCAGGAAUUGCCGCUGCUGCUAUCAUUAAUGGAAUACAAUCUCAGGGUGUGGGGGCGACUAUCAAGCACUUCGUCUGUAAUGACAUUGAAAAUGAGAGAAACUCAAUUGACGUUAUUCUAUCGGAGAGAGCAUUGAGAGAAGUCUACUUGCUACCCUUCCAGAUCGCCAUCGCCAAAUCGAAACCAAAAUGCGUGAUGAGCUCCUACAACAAGGUCUCUGGGGAGCACGUCUCUCAGUCCAAGCGACUGCUGACCGAUAUCCUGAGAAAGGAGUGGGGUUGGGACGGAUUGAUUAUGUCAGAUUGGUUUGGUGUUUACUCGAUCAAAGCUUCCUUGGAUGCAGGACUCGACCUUGAGUGUCCGGGAUAUCCACUUAUGAGAAAGCAUGACGCCGUGAUGCAUGCUAUCGCAUCCAGAGAGAUUAGCAUGGAUGUAAUCGAUGAUAGAGUUCGAAACGUUCUAAAGCUUGUUAAACAAUCGAUUGAAUCCAAAAUCCAAUUUAAUGCCCCUGAAGACUCAAAGAACAACACACAGGAAACUUCCUCAGUUAUAAGAAAAGCCGCUGCUGAAGCAGUGAUUCUGCUCAAAAACGAAGAAUCAAUAUUACCUUUACAAAGAUCGGACAAGAUUGCAGUCAUUGGCCCAAAUGCAGCUACACCAAGGAUUUUUGGUGGAGGAUCCGCAUCAGUCAAUAGUUAUUAUGGAGUGUCGAUCUUGGAAGGAAUUAAGAGCAAAUUGGAAGACGCUCCGCCUUAUUCUUUAGGAUGUGAUAUUUCAAGAAACAUGAAUGACUUGGGAAAACUAUCGUCCUACGACGGGGAACCCGGAGUGUGGAUCAAAUCAUACAAAGAGCCUGCAGAUUAUCCACAUAGAACACUUCUUGAGGAGUUUAGACACGAGUUUUCAAACUUACUGCUAUUCGACUACGUUCACAAAGACAACGAUUCAUCACUGUUCUUCUUAGAUAUUGAAGGAGAGUUCACUUCACCAAAGACAAAUAACUACAAAAUUCACUUAUCUUGUCUUGGCACAGCAUUACUGUAUAUCGAUGGUAAGCUUUUUAUAGAUGACAAGACUCAUCAAAGGAUGGGAUUUGGAGCUAUCGGCGCGAAGUCUAGAGGUGAAACUAAAAGCAUCAAGCUCGAAAAGGGUCAGACAAUCAAGUACAAAGUGGAAUUUGGCUCUGCACAGACAUUCACUCUUGAAACUUUAGACUUAGUUGGAUCAAACGGAGGUGGGUCUCUCUCUUUGACAAUUGGCGAGGACAUCUCAGACGAAACUAGAAUCCAGGAAGCAAAAGAAGUUGCCAACUCAGCAGAUAAGGUAAUUUUGUGUGUCGGAACAUCUAACGAAUGGGAGAGCGAGGGAUUUGAUAGGCCAGACAUGGACCUACCUGGGUCUCAAAUCCAGUUGAUCGAAGAAAUUGUGAGUAUGAACAAGAAUGUGGUGCUGGUGAAUUUAUCUGGAACUCCAGUGACGCUUCCUUUUACCGAUCAGAUUCCUGCCAUAGUUCAAGGAUGGUUCAACGGAAUGGAAUCCGGAAACGCUAUUGCCGAUAUUCUCUAUGGAGAUACGAAUCCGUCAGGUAAACUACCUUUAACAUGGCCGAAAAGGUGUGAGGAUAACCCUGCUUUCUUGAAUUUCCACUCCGAUAAGGGAAAAGUGGUUUAUGGUGAAGAUGUGUUUGUCGGUUACCGUUACUAUGAGAAAACGAAGAAUCUACCACUAUUCGAUUUUGGCUUCGGUUUGUCCUACACAGACUUCAAGAUUUCAAAUCUCAGGGUUGAUACCGACAUUGAAACCUUGAAGUGCACGGUUGAUGUCCAGAACGUUGGCUUAGUAGAAGGAGCAGAAGUUGUCCAGCUCUACAUUGGAUCUUCGUCGAAUACUGUUGGAGUUUCUCGUCCAGUCAAGGAGUUUAAAGGAUGCAAAAAGGUGUUUUUAAAGCCUCAGAAGUCAGCUGAGGUCUCAAUCUCCGUUCCUAUCAAAUACGCUUGUUCAUAUUUUGAUGUGGAGCAUGAGAAGUGGUCUGUGGAGAAAGGGGAUUACUCUGUUUACGUUGGGAAUUCCUCCAAUUCCUCCAAGCUCCUUGUCUCCAAGAUUUCUGUUGCGCAACCUUUCUUAUGGGCUGGUCUAUAA
This is a messenger RNA of Ogataea philodendri, 2511 nucleotides long. RefSeq lists its product as uncharacterized. NCBI's taxonomy places the organism in Eukaryota, Fungi, Ascomycota, Pichiomycetes, Pichiales, Pichiaceae. Gene Ontology annotation, biological process: glucan catabolic process. The record is from RefSeq and is a predicted model, not a curated record. Bases 1 to 2511 code for a protein of 836 amino acids. Gene Ontology annotation, molecular function: beta-glucosidase activity. The transcript has a single exon.